AUGCACGAGUGGAUUUCUAUAAGAAGUGCCAGCUCUCCAGUCGUGGCCUUGCUCCCCACCCACCUGUCAACCAAUUACAUCCGACGCAUCCAACUUCCAAGGCUUGUUGAGAUCGUAUUACCUGAAAGCACUACCACCCCAAGCCACUCAAUCGUCUACUUUCUCGACUCCAUGGCCAAUUCCGCUUCCUCUGAAUCCGAGCCUCGGCCUAGCCCUUCCCGGUGGACUUCAGCAAAGCAGACCUUGUACUUGACCGCAGCCGCUGGCGGCUCCGCCGAUUUCCUGGAAUACGCCGGCAAUGAUGCACAAUCGACCUGUCCUCAGAGUCCCCCGCCACGACCAGAGCAUCCAUCACUCGCUGACUUCCAUUUCACAAAAAGGCUUGGGCAGGGGGCCUGGGGAGACGUUUACGUCGCCCGCCGUCGCAUAGACAACCACCCUUGUGCCGUCAAAGUCAUGCCCAAACAAAAGUGUGUAAUAUCGUGUCUUUAUGACACUUUAAAGAAAGAGGCCCACAUCUUGGCAAACCUUUCUCACCCAUUCAUUGUGAAAAUUGAAGCUGCCUUUCAGACACAAGAUUUCUUAUUCAUCGGGCUCGAGCUUGCCGUCGGUGGAACCUUUCAAGAUUUGUUGGAGAACUUUGCACCCAUGGAAGCUGGAAUUGCCAGGCCUUACGUCUGCCAGAUCAUCCUAGCCCUUGACUAUCUCCAUGAGAACAAUAUAGUUCAUGGGGAUUUGAAGCCAGAAAACCUCCUCAUAUCAGCCAACGGUUAUAUCAAAGUCGCUGACUUUGGUCUAGCACGGAGAACAACAGACCACAGCCCCCUCAACCUAAUCUUUGGGACCGUCUAUUACAUGGCUCCUGAGAUGAUCAACGGUAGUUUUUUUGGUCCUUCGAUUGACUGGUGGGCCUUGGGAGUUAUCCUGUACCAAACCCUCUUCGCGCAAUAUCCUUUUGAUGUUGAGAGGUUGCCUAACUUAGAUCACAGGUUCUCAAGAGAUGAUCAGAAUCGUGUCAAGUUACUCAUUGCCUCCGGAAAGUACAGAAUACCUUACCCAAUCGACUUUCCCUGCUUAUCGUUUCUGAAAAGGUUGCUUUCAAAUUCUCAUACUCGGAGGCUACUCAACAGAGCUUCGAUUAGUGACGAGUACGUCUACUUCCUAGGGGUCAAAUGGGACAAGGUUUUGAACCAGAAGUACGAGUCGACCUUCAAACCUAACGACAUCGAGGUAAUCUUGGCCAAAACCAGUAAAGAUUAUUCUUCCAUGUACGCCACUCCACCAAAAGAAGAACAGUAUGAUCAGUUUCCUGGCCUUUUUGACGACUUCUACUACAAGGGGCCUGGUAGUCCUUGGUAG
Puccinia triticina is the source of this 1359-nucleotide messenger RNA. RefSeq lists its product as uncharacterized. NCBI's taxonomy places the organism in Eukaryota, Fungi, Basidiomycota, Pucciniomycetes, Pucciniales, Pucciniaceae. The record is from RefSeq and is a predicted model, not a curated record. The transcript is spliced from 3 exons. The coding region runs from base 1 to 1359 and encodes 452 amino acids. Gene Ontology annotation, biological process: protein phosphorylation. Gene Ontology annotation, molecular function: ATP binding; protein serine/threonine kinase activity.